CCUUACCACUUAUGUACCCAACUCGGCGGAAUCAAAAACAAUUUCAAUCAUCGAACGCCACUUCUUGCAGUUGUCGCAAUCCUCACAUAACGCCGCAGGACGGUGUUUGGCUUUCCCCUCCCACCCCUCAUCCGUCAUGACCCGACACCUGGCUCGGCUCGAGAACUGUUCUUAGCAACAUGCCGCCCAAGAAGAAGGGUGGCCGGGCUAGCACCCAGGCUGCCUCAGCGUCAGCGACGCCAGCUCGAGAUGAGGAUGCCAUGGAAAUCGACACGCCGGCACAGACGCCAACCGCGCCUGCGCCUCCUCAACCACCAAAACCAGUCACGGACCCGUGGACGGACGACCAGCUAGCCUCGCUGUUCAAGGGGGUCAUCCGGUGGAAGCCGGCGGGCAUGCACAAGCAUUUUCGGAUGCUAGCCAUCAGCGAGCAUCUACGGAACCAUGGCUUCGACCCCGAUGCCUGGCCGCACACGCGGAUGCCUGGCAUCUGGGCCAAGCUGGCCGAGUACUACAACCUCGAGGCCGUCGACGAGCGGGAAAAUAACAUGGAUCCGCCGGACGAGGAGGGCCAGUCGAGGCGCUAUCUCGACUUCAACCUCCCUUGGGAGGAUUACGCCGACCUGAUCCAGGAGAAAGCGCGCGCCGACCCCAGCGAGGCGCCAAGCAGCCCACCGCAGUGGGACCCGGACGAACCUACGGGAGGAACCAAGAAGCGGAAACGAGGCGCCGCCGAGUCAAAUACCAGGACCCGCAGUAGUACUGUCGAGGACACGGACAACGAGACACCGGCUGCAAGCCCUGCCAGAAAGACCGGCAGAGCAGGAAGAAGCACGAAGCGUACCACUAGUAGAGCGCGGAGGGCUAAAGAAGAAUCAUCUUCUAGUGAGGCUGAUAGCUCUCAGGAAGGCGAAUCAGACGAGGAGCAGGAGGGGGAGGAGGGGGAAGAAGGGGAAGAUGAAGCAGAAGAAGAGACGGGCACACCGGCUUCAACGAGGGGUGGAAGGGGAAGCACAAGAGGCCGUGGUAGAGGACGGGGCAGGGAGAUCGACCACAACUUUAGCAAAGCCCAUCGCAUUGUCACUACAAGUAUUCUCCCGCUAGUCGAGCAAUAUGGCGAGCACUCACGCGCCGUCUGGGAAGCUACCAAAUUCUGGAAGCAGUUUUUCGAGGCUUCGGCGAAUGUCUCACUUUCAGGCUACGAAGAACUAGCCGGCAGCGAGGAUAGCACAGAAAUUACUGCCGAAGAGGAAACAACAGUACACGACGAGACGGCAGACGACUACACACCCCGGCCACGUAGCGCCGGCACACACGACGUCAGCGUUGCUACCGACCAGUCGUCAGUCAUCUACCAUGGGCAUGGCCAACAGCAUGAGGAAUCUGUUCUAAGCGACAGGGAUGGGGACCUUACGGGUAGUACCCCGCGUCCGCCUGCGACCAAGACUUUACCUUUCCGCCCCAACUUUGCCAAUCUACAUUCUCCUUACGAGGCGCUAAGGCGCGAGUACAACAACAAGAACGGCGGCACUGGCAGCGCAUCAGGGCCGCAACGUGGCACGGCAGCGAGCGGCGAGGACGAGGAGGAUACGGAACUUCUCUUCCAGCAGCACACUUCCCGCCUGCCAGAUGUGCCUCUGACGCCACGGUCAUCACUUGGGCCGGGCGACCUAGCAAACGAUGGGGACGGCAAAGAGGGCUUGGAGCAGGAUAAGAACAAGGACCCGCUCCUGCACCGCUUGUUAGACAAGAACUACCGCAUCGCGGCAACUCCCCUGAAAGGCACCACCGGGAUUUCGCCCAUCAAGUGGAAGAUUGAGAAGGUUGCAACACCCGGAAAAGGCAAAGAUAAGCAGAAAGAUAGACCCAUCUGGGAGGACUCGCCCACCUCAAGCCCGGAGAUGGCAGUCCCCCAGCUGAGGAGCGCCGCCUUCAUGUCGCCUAUGCGCGCAGCGUACAAGGGCAAGGCGGCCGCGGCUGCGAGAGCGCCUAGGACGCCGGGGGUAAGCGUGCAGACGCCGGCUACGGGCCGGAAGACCAAGGAUGUAUUCGCCGCAGAGCGGACAGGAGGGAAGGACUACGAGGAUGAGAUUACAUGGGAGAGUGACAGUGACGGUGGAUUGGGGGAGAUUAGCCCGCCCAAGACAAUAAAGUUUGCGCUUCCACCGUCCAAGUUGCUGCAGACCCCAGCCCGCGAGGCGAGCAAGCGCAUCGUCGACAACAUUCUGCUCACUGCAGGUGAAAACCCAGAGGGUUCGACUGAGUACAGCCCAACCAUGGUCAAGACGAACUACGAUAUAUUGGACGACACGUUUUGAUGUGUAGCGUCUAUUUUCAG
Messenger RNA from Canariomyces notabilis, 2338 nucleotides. Its product is annotated as CT20-domain-containing protein. The record is from RefSeq and is a predicted model, not a curated record. Lineage: Eukaryota; Fungi; Ascomycota; Sordariomycetes; Sordariales; Chaetomiaceae. The transcript is spliced from 5 exons. Bases 180 to 2318 code for a protein of 712 amino acids. Gene Ontology annotation, cellular component: mitotic spindle; nucleus; mitotic spindle pole body. Gene Ontology annotation, biological process: attachment of spindle microtubules to kinetochore; regulation of DNA-templated transcription.